AGUGUAUGCGCGCUGUUUGACAUUUCAGCUAUCGGGAGUUGCGGGUGAACCGGUGAAGAAUCUCUGGUUUUUCAUUUGCGGUUCAGUCUGACAUUUCACUGCAGUUGUAGUUCUAUGUCGUUUGUUUGGGUCGAUUUCGGUCCGCGAAAAAGGUGAUCGAAUUUGAAUUGACUGACGGGAAUUUUAUGCAAAUUAUUGAUGGGAAUGUUUAACACCAGUGUUUUUCACAUACAGACUACCCUGGAAUAUUCUAUUGGUCUUCAGGAUGUUAAAAUUGACCUGAAACAUUUCUCCUACUGAAAGUAUUGCAGAAGAAGUGCAAUUUGAGUUUGUAUUGUACUCCGUUGGAAAAAAUAACAGUAGAAUAGUGUGAUUUAUCUAAGUUGCGCCCUCCUUUCUCUCAUGUGUUCUGUGCAAAUCGACUGCCCAACCUUCCAGCGCAUGGUGACCACUUGUCGUUAUUAACCAUGCCUCCGCCACCGCGCUGACCUAACCAAACAUAACCUAACCGAGCCAGCGCGUACUACAACCAAACGAAGAUGUACACGAGCAAAAAAAGCUUCUUCCUCAAGGUGUUGCUGAUCGCGUGUUGCGUCUACUUCGGUGUUAUGAUCUUCGAAGGACAAAGGACCGCCGACAGUCAACAGGUCGUCCCAGAAGAAGUCCCUAUCCAGCUACCAGUGGUGGCGGCGGCGGCGGACAGAAACGUCGAGGUCGUCCCCGACCAACCCAAGGCGGAAGCGAGGGCCAUAGAACCACCAGAAAACGUCGACCAGCCGUCGCCACAACAGCCACUGCCGCAGCAAGAAGAGGUCCCCUCUCCCGAUACGUUUCCGCUAAAGGAGCAGCAAAGGGCGGUCGUGGACGAGACGGAGACCGAAGAUCAGCUCAGCGAGGAAGAACGAAAGCACCGAACGGUCCUAGAAAAGGUGCGGACCAUAACGAACUGCCUGGACAGGCCGGUGGUGGCCAAGACGCAACAGCGCGGCGACUACUGGGUGUUAUACAACUACGUGCCGGCCGAGCGGUCGUUCAAGUGCCACGAGACCAUAACCUACACCACCCACGCCGACUACUCCUUCAUGGACAACCUGGUGCCGUUGUUGGAGCACUGGAAGGGCCCCAUUAGCGUCGCCCUCCACGCCCCCGGCUCGGACUUCAAGUACACGUUGGAGUCGAUCGCCUACCUCAGGGAUUGCACCGAUCCUCUAGUCAGAGAGUUAGUUACCUUUCACGUCUACUUCAGUACGAAGCAUGUGCCAAAAGAGGUGCCGAAGCACAGCAGCGUGUUCAACGGUUAUUACAACUGUUCCCUUCCACCCGCCUACGCCAACGUGACCAACGAGCAGAUGUACAAGAACCAGAAGAACCUGCUGUAUCCGGUGAACGUGGGCAGGAACAUUGCGAGGGAGACUGCGCAGACUCAUUUCAUCCUGCCCUCCGACAUCGAGCUCUAUCCCAGCGCCAACGUCAUACCGCAGUUUUUGUCCAUGAUAGCGGAAAAUAAAGGUCCGCUGCUCUCCAAGAACCCUAAGGUGUACCCGCUGCACAUCUUCGAGGUGAGCGCCAGUUCCCAGGUGCCGGAGAACAAGACGACGCUAUUGGAGAUGCUGCGCAACGGCACAGCCAUACCCUUCCACAAGAAGGUGUGUCCGGAGUGCCACGCCGUGCCCAAGUCCAAGGAGUGGCAGCAGCAGAAGGAGACCAAGGACGGGCAGCUGCACGUCUUCCACGUGGGCAAGAGAACCGGCAGGUUCGUCCACUGGGAGCCGAUCUUCAUCGGAACCCACGCAGACCCCCUCUACGACGAGAGGCUGAGCUGGGAGGGCAAGAGCGACAAGAUGACGCAGGGAUACAUCCUGUGCGUGAUGGACUACAACUUCCUGAUCCUCGACAACGCCUUCCUGGUCCACAAGCCCGGCAUAAAGGUGUACAAGAAGGACGCCAAGAGGGACAUGCUGGCGGGAAAAACGAGGAGACUGAUCAAGAAGAUAAUCUUCCCCGAACUGAAGGUCCUAUACAAGACGAGAAAGGGCUGUGCGGUUUGAGACUCUCACAUCACAAGUUCUCGGUGUGUGUGUUCACACACUGAUUUCAGAUUUGUUGACGUGUUACGAACGAGGCUGAGAUAGUCCUUAAAAAGGAAACGAGACUGAAAAAAUCUUCAUCCUCGAACUUUGUACACUUUACCAGAGUAAAUCGAAAGGGUUUCUCCUAGUUUCGAAGACCUACCUGUUGGACUCUUCCUUUGCAAGUCGGAAAUAUGCCAAAAUUAACUUGAUGGCUUAUGCAAAAAAGAGUGUAAAGUAACGUGGUCUAUUAGUCGGUAAAGUUCGAUUUUUUUGGAAAUAUUUUCAAAAUUGCACUUUCUCUUAGAUUGAAAUUGAAUCCUCUAGAUGAGGUGCUAAUUUCAGUCUAUGGCCUAAAGUUCACAAGAUACAAUUUUUCUCUUGCUAAUAAUGAAAAUGAAUUCUUUUGCUGUAUAUUUAUUCUCAUUAAAUCGAAAGACCAUAAAAAUAGGAAAAUUAGUGCAUAUUAGUGUAGUUAUAAAUAUUUCCAAACGAUAAGAAUUUUUGAUGAACCUUCAAGUAUUAAAUCAAUAUACCAGGUGCACCUUGAAAAGGCUAAUAGACCGUAUUACAGGAAGAACCCUAUUUAUCGUUUUUAGUUUACUGUAGUUUUACGUAUCGAAUCGUUGUUGUCCCUCAGAACAACCAAGGAUCAAACUAUGAGUCUUGUAAUUUUUAUGUUCCUGUUUUUUGAAGUUGUCAUUUAUUUCGGGCUGUGGCCUUCUUGAAAAAGUGCCAUUUAUACUGCAAAUCGUUUGGAAAAGUUGAUUCAUUUUUCUGUCGAUUUGAUUUCUUUCCCUUCGUUUCAGAAGAAAAAACUUCACCUAUUAUCUUUGUGUUCUAUCCCUUCAAUUUUCACUAUUUUGAUAAUGUUUUAUCACUUUAUCGUAUUUGUGCAGUUUUGUGUUCUUAUAUGAUUAAAAUCGAUUCAAAGACGAUUAUUCCCUUCGAACAACUAUUUAUUGUUAGUAUCUAAUCAUCUAAUUCUCCAAAAAUUCCCCAGUAGCUUGAUUCGGAAUUGGAUGUGCAAAACUCGAAUUUUUUUCUCCCAAAUUGUAGUUUGCACUGUUAUAUUCCGUAACUUGGACGCCUAUUGUAAUAUAUGAACAAAAAUUACGUUUGGACCUAAUAAACUAGAACAACAGGGUUAAGAAAACAGUUCUAUUCAAAUUCCACUUGUAAUAGCUAAAUAGAUAGGAAAGAAAAAUUCUUAACUCACUACCUCUCGUCAACUUUUGUGAAAGCAUCUGCACAAAGCGAUGAUGGACCAUUUACUUGAACAAAUCUUGUGAAGGAAAUUUCUCUUGUUCAAUUCUUAUGAUUAGAAGUAGAAUAUGAAACCGUUCUGUAGUUCUUAUUUGUUCCAAAAUGUUUCUAAUACUCAUCUUCUGUACUUAAAGUAUUCAAUGAAAACCCUAUUAAGUAUUUGUAUAUUUUUAUAUCGUCAUAUUUAUUAAGCGCUUUAUUAUUGUAUCUUAUUUCUGAAUCUGAAAUAUUUACAUUAGCGUGUGCCUUAUCUGAAUCAAUGUGAUCAACUACGAAAUAAUAUUUUGUACUACCUAUUCAUUGUAGUGACUGCAUCUGAAGAAUAAACGUUGAAAAUGU
Molecule: messenger RNA, 3674 nt
Organism: Harmonia axyridis
Lineage: Eukaryota; Metazoa; Arthropoda; Insecta; Coleoptera; Coccinellidae
Product: beta-1,4-glucuronyltransferase 1-like
Exons: 7
Coding region: 540-2048 (502 amino acids)
Source: RefSeq, a predicted model, not a curated record